UGGCCAACCGGGUGCCAAGAGUAAUUUCUGUCCCGACUCCACCAAGAAACCCCUUCCGGCGCCGCCGCCAAAGAAAGGAGAGUAGCCAUGGACGGAUCCGCCGCCGCGCCGCUCCGCACGCGCGUCUGCAUCAUCGGCAGCGGCCCGGCCGCGCACACGGCAGCCAUCUACGCGGCCCGCGCGGAGCUCAAGCCCGUGCUCUUCGAGGGCUGGAUGGCCAACGACAUCGCCGCGGGGGGCCAGCUCACCACCACCACCGACGUCGAGAACUUCCCGGGCUUUCCCCAAGGCAUCAUGGGCGCCGACCUCAUGGAAAGCUGCCGCGCCCAGUCCCUGCGCUUCGGCACCAACAUCCUAACCGAGACCGUCACCGCCGUCGACUUCUCCGCCCGCCCCUUCCGCGUUGUCUCUGACUCCACCACCGUCCUCGCUGACGCUGUCGUCGUUGCCACGGGCGCCGUCGCGCGCCGCCUCCAUUUCCCCGGGUCCGACACCUACUGGAACCGCGGCAUCUCUGCCUGCGCCGUCUGUGACGGCGCCGCCCCCAUCUUCCGGAACAAGCCCAUCGCCGUUAUAGGCGGCGGCGACUCCGCCAUGGAGGAGGGGAAUUUCCUUACCAAGUACGGUUCCAAAGUGCACAUCAUCCACCGUCGCAACACCUUCCGUGCUUCCAAGAUUAUGCAGGCCCGGGCGCUCUCCAAUCCCAAGAUCCAAGUCGUCUGGGAUUCUGAGGUCGUCGAGGCCUAUGGCGGCGCAGGCGGCGGCCCCUUGGCUGGGGUUAAGGUCAAGAACUUGGUGACUGGUGAAAUCUCCGAUCUUCCGGUGUCUGGGCUCUUCUUUGCCAUCGGACACGAGCCGGCGACCAAGUUUCUCAAUGGGCAGCUUGGGCUCCAUGCUGAUGGGUAUGUGGCCACCAAGCCUGGCUCUACACACACCAGUGUGGAGGGGGUCUUCGCUGCUGGGGAUGUGCAGGAUAAGAAGUAUCGUCAGGCGAUUACAGCUGCUGGAUCAGGGUGCAUGGCUGCUUUGGACGCGGAGCACUAUCUGCAGGAGGUAGGUGCACAGGAAGGCAAGUCCGAUUGACUCCUUGGUGAAGCAAACAGCCCUUCAGAAAGUCGGAUGCUGGCGCUGAAAGCCGCACUCUGAACUUUUGAUGCCGUGGGUUUAUCUCGAGACUCCUGAUUGCUUCUGUGGAUUUCUUAUGCUGCUCAUCAGCACCAUGUUAUUCUUUGCAACUAGGUCCCAGAUCAACUAACAUUCCUGUGUUGCGAUUUGUAUUUUUCAUUGAUGAAUUCAUAUUAUUAUGAGAUAUGACUGCGUUAUUGUAUUUCUACUGUUUGGAGCACUGAUUAAACAUACUCUGAAAAAAUCUCCUGUGA
Messenger RNA from Brachypodium distachyon (stiff brome), 1379 nucleotides. Its product is annotated as thioredoxin reductase NTRB. Bases 88 to 1083 code for a protein of 331 amino acids. Gene Ontology annotation, molecular function: thioredoxin-disulfide reductase (NADPH) activity. The record is from RefSeq and is a predicted model, not a curated record. Gene Ontology annotation, biological process: removal of superoxide radicals. Lineage: Eukaryota; Viridiplantae; Streptophyta; Magnoliopsida; Poales; Poaceae. The transcript is spliced from 2 exons. Gene Ontology annotation, cellular component: cytoplasm.